This is a messenger RNA of Lathyrus oleraceus (garden pea), 711 nucleotides long. RefSeq lists its product as uncharacterized. NCBI's taxonomy places the organism in Eukaryota, Viridiplantae, Streptophyta, Magnoliopsida, Fabales, Fabaceae. Bases 1 to 711 code for a protein of 236 amino acids. The transcript has 3 exons. The record is from RefSeq and is a predicted model, not a curated record.
AUGAACCAAGAUACCCGAGGUGAGAAGGAAAAAGUCAACCCUGCCUCCAACCAAGUUUACCUUGAUGGAUGGCUAAAAGAUACCCGAGCUGAGAAAGAAAAAGUCAAUCCUGACUCCAACCAAGUUUACGUUGAUGGAUGGUUGAAAGAUACCCGAGUUGAAAAGGAGAAAUCCGCCCCUGACUCUAAGCAAGUUUACCUUGAUGGAUGGUUGAAAGAUACUAGAGGAGAGAAAGCCAAAGCCAACCCUGAUUCAAACCAAGUUUACCUUGAUGGAUGGCUAAAAGAUACUCGAGCAGAGAAAGAAAAAGUCAAUCCUGACUCCAACCAACAAGUUUACCUUGAUGGAUGGUUGAAAGAUACUAGAGGCGAGAAAGUGAAAGCCAACCCUGAUUCAAACCAAGUUUACCUUGAUGGAUGGUUGAAAGAUACUCGAGCAGAGAAAGAAAACUCCAACCUUGACUCAAACCAAGUUUACCUUGAUGGAUGGUUGAAAGACACCCGAGCUGAGAAAGCAAAAUCUAAUCCUGACACCAACCAAGCUUACCUUGAUGGAUGGUUGAAAGAUACCCGAGUUGAAAAGGAGAAAUCUACCCUAGACUCUAAGAAAGUUUACCUUGAUGGGUGCCUGAAAGAUAUCCGAGUUGAAAAGGAGAAAUCUUCCCCUGACUCUAAGCAAGCUUACCUUGAUGGAUGGUUGAAAGAUACUUGA